Molecule: messenger RNA, 1041 nt
Organism: Thyridium curvatum
Lineage: Eukaryota; Fungi; Ascomycota; Sordariomycetes; Thyridiales; Thyridiaceae
Exons: 3
Coding region: 1-1041 (346 amino acids)
Biological process (GO): regulation of DNA-templated transcription
Molecular function (GO): DNA-binding transcription factor activity, RNA polymerase II-specific; zinc ion binding
Source: RefSeq, a predicted model, not a curated record
AUGGAAACAAAUCUACCUACUCCUCCCCAGGAGGAUCAAAAAUCGCAGAGCUCGAGGAAAAGCUCGGCGUCGAAGCAGGUCAAGGCAGUACACCGGCCGACUAAGCGGGCGUCCACGACGCACUCGCACCCGCACCCGCACUCACAUCCCUCUCCCACCCACGACAGCAAUUCCGCCGAUGGCCGGCAUAAGAGGUGUGAUGGAGAAUUCCCCUGCAAGAGGUGUAAGGAUGACGGCCUUGUCUGCACGGCCGGCACCCGAAAGAAGACGGAAUACAAGCAAAUACCAAAAGGAUACGCCGAGGUACUCGAGCACACUCAAUUCGCCCUCAUCGCGACGGUGCACAAGCUCUACGCCAUGGUCCGCAGCGGACAACAAUGGGACCUGGGCGAGCCCGAACUGAACGACCGCGGCCAGCCGGUGAUUCACAACAUCGCCUCCAAGCUGGGGUGCAUCCGGCCCAACAGCGACAUGGACCUGCCCGUCCACUCGGUCUUCCCCGAGGACGAGGCAGGCCUCGCCGAGCUGGCCCGCCAGCUGGAGUCGCAACAGCCCGAGCAGUCCCCGAUCAAGACCGAGGUGGACUGCAGCCGCACCGACCGCGCGAGCUCCUCGGAGCUCGACCACUCCGACUUCGAGCAGGACUACCGCAAGUCCGUCUUCGGCGGCGCCAACAACGGCGGCGCCACGCUGUCGCCGCAGAGCCUCACGUACAGCGACUUCGAGUCCGUGCCCAGCGCCAGCCACCACCACCAUCACCAGCAGCAGGGCGGCGAGAUGUUCCCGCCCCAGCCCGCGAACGUGCCGACGUCCUUCCCGGCCUGGAUGCCCAGCCAGCCCACGGCGAUGGACAUGAGUCAGCAGUUCAUGCAGCCGACCCCUUCGUUUAUGAACAUGGACCUCCUGAACCAGGGCCUCGUGGAGUCGAGUUUCGGGACCAUCAAGCCCCAUAUCCUGUCGUGCCCGAAUCCCGAGGUUAUGAUGGGCAUGGGCGACCCCAUGAUCUACUCUGGCUACGACGCCGACUCAUUACGGAUGUGA